AUGGCCGACAUCCAAAGGGAGAAAGAGGACUCGUCUUCGCACGGCUCUCCAGGCCACGAAGAGAAGAGGGACUCAGUUGGCAGCGCAGAAGAAAAGACCCGUCACGAUGUCUUCGACGUUGGCCCAGACACCAAGCAGCUCAACGCUGUCUUCGAAAAUCCUCUGGCCGGCAUCGAACCGUCGCAACUCAAGAAAGACGUUGAGCAGUUUUGCUCUGACUUCGACCUCAUGGACCAUGUGGACGCAUUCCAGAAAGGAGCGCUCAUUGCGCGCGACCCCCCGAACGGCGCAGAUGUGGAAGGCUUGACGCCGGAUGAGAAGGAAGCUAUCGUUAGAGAGAAGACUCGCAAAUGGCAGCACCCAUGGAUGCUCUACUGGCUGGUUUGCAUGUGCUCACUCGGCGCUGCGACCCAGGGUAUGGAUGAAUCUGUCAACAACGGAGCCGUGGCAAUCUAUCCGAGGGAACUCGGCUUCGAAAACAAGGGCGAGAUCUAUCAAGGUGUUGCGGUCAGCGCUCCGUAUCUCGCUUGCGCAGUUCUCGGUUGCUGGCUGAACGAACCCAUGAAUCGGUACUUCGGUCGACGCGGAACCAUCUUCAUCUCGUGCUUCAUUGCUGCGGCAGCGUCUGUUUGGGAGGCCUUCACCUAUUCUUGGGGCCAGCUCUUUGCUGCACGAUUCUUCCUUGGCCUCGGCAUCGGAGCGAAGUCAAGUACUAUUCCAGUCUAUACCGCAGAAUGCGCUCCAGCGCCCAUUCGAGGUGCUUUGGUUAUGCAGUGGCAAGUAUGGACUGCGUUCGGCAUCAUGCUUGGUAACAUCAUGGGUGUCGCCUUCGGCGGCCUUCCCGACUCUGUCAACUGGCGCUACAUGCUGGGUAGCACGGUGGUGCUUCCUGUUAUCGUAAUGGGACAGGUGUACCUCUGCCCUGAGUCUCCUCGAUGGCUCAUUCAGAAGGAUCGCAUCAGCAAGGCAUAUCGGGAGUUCCGGCGCAUCCGCAACACUGACGUACAGGCUGCACGAGACACGUACUACACCUUUGUUGGUGUUCAGAUUGAGAAGAAGGUGAACAAGGACAAGAAUCUCUUCGUGCAGUUUUGGGAGCUUUUCAGCGUUCCGCGUAACAGACGAGCUACUUGGGCCACUUGGAUUGUGAUGUUCGGCCAGCAAUUCUGCGGAGUCAACGUCAUCGCCUAUUAUUCCACGAACAUCUUCCUUGACGGAGGCUAUUCCAGGAACUCGGCCUUGCUGGUCUCGAUGGGCACAGGCAUCCUCAACUGGGUCUUCGCGCUGCCGGCGUUCUUUACUAUUGAUACCUACGGCCGUCGAUUCCUUCUAUUAAUAACGUACCCGUUCCUGUGCGUCGCACUGCUCUGGACCGGCAUGUCCUUCUUCAUUCCGGCGGAGCAGAAGGUCACCAGAACUGCCAUGAUCACCACGGGAAUGUAUCUCUUCGAGGUUUUCUACAGUCCUGGUAUGGGACCGGUUCCAUUCAGCUACUCCGCUGAGUCCUUCCCGAUUCAAGUGCGAGAUGUUGGCAUGGCUUUCGCAACUGCAACGACUUGGUGCUUCAACUUCAUCCUGGCCCUCACAUGGCCACUCCUGGUCGAAGCCUUCCAGCCACAAGGCGCUUUCGGCUGGUACGCAGCAUGGUGUGCCAUCCUCUGGUGUCUGGUCCUCCUCUUCAUGCCUGAGACGAAGCAGUUGACGCUGGAGGAGCUUGACCACGUAUUCAGCGUGCCUACCUGGAAGCACUCCUCGUACCAGUUGAAGAAUGGUGUCUGGCACUUCAAGAAAUAUGCACUUUUCCAGCGCGACCUGGAGCCCAUGGAGUCCUUCUACAAGGGCGCGGAGAAGAUGAACGCUGUUUGA
Molecule: messenger RNA, 1866 nt
Organism: Saxophila tyrrhenica
Lineage: Eukaryota; Fungi; Ascomycota; Dothideomycetes; Mycosphaerellales; Extremaceae
Exons: 9
Coding region: 1-1866 (621 amino acids)
Biological process (GO): transmembrane transport
Cellular component (GO): membrane
Molecular function (GO): transmembrane transporter activity
Source: RefSeq, a predicted model, not a curated record